CUGGGAAAUUAUAUUGGUAGGUACAAUAUAGGACGCUAUGUGAUACCUACUGGUUUAUUUAUUUUCAAUUUUAUGAAUUUUCCGUACGUUCUGAUCGGUCAGUCGAUUUCACUUAAUUAUUUACGAUGAACCUUGAUUGUUAAAAGUACAAGUUGUUGAUCUUAAAGUUUUUUUACAUUUAACGAUUUCUAGUGAAUUUACGAUUACUUAUUGAUAAUUUUAAUUUUUACAGAUUUUACCAUAAUUAUUAAGAAUUAAAAAUCUUAUCCCAAGAUAGGUUAACCAACUCUGAUUUUGUCAUUUGUUCAUGUAAAUUGUUUCAUGUGGACUAAAAAUUGAAUUUAGACCAAGGAACCUAACCAUCAUGUCUUCUGACACUGAAAAUCAUGAUCAUAAUACUGGUACUGAAGAUAAGAUUUAUGAUGAUUUAGAGAAACUUAUCGACUCUGUGGAUGCCGAAGAAAGAGAAUUAAAGAAAAGAAUGGAAAAAAAAAAUUUAAAUGGAGUAGAAAAAGAAGCAAAUGGUUGUUUAGCUGCUUCAAAAAACGAAGAGUUUGAACAUAAAAGUACUAUAAAUGAGUUAGAAGAUGAGUCAAUAAAAAUAAAAACCGAGAAUGCUGAUAAAAAAAGUGAAGAAGACAAUAGUCACUAUGAUUUUAAAGACAGUCAAAAUAAUUCUGAAGAUGGCAAAGAAGAACUGGAAUUAUCUGAAAUGAUUGUCUGUGACGAAGUGGCUGGAGAUAGUGAUGAAGAUGAUAAUAAAAUAGUAGAUGCAACAGUAGAAAAUGAUAAAGAUAAGUAUGAAAGAGAAAGCAAAAAAAUAAAAAAAGAAUCAAAAGAAAAAGAAAGCAUAAAGAAAAAAUAUGAUAAAAAAUCAGAUUCUAAGUCAAAAGAUUAUUCAAGAAAAGAAGAUUCAAAAAGAAGUGACAAAAAACGUUCACGUACACCUAGCAAAGAUAGAUCAAGCAAGGAUAGUUCAUUGAAAAAAAGAACAAAAAUAAUUGAUAAAGAAAAAGAAUCCAAAAAACUGAGAGAGUUGGAUAAGUUUUGGCAAACUGUACGUGAUGAUCCAUCUGAUUUUAUAGGUUGGACAUACUUACUGCAGUAUGUUGAUGGCGCGAAAAAUAUUGAUGCUGCACGUGAAGCUUAUGAUGCGUUUUUAGAUUUAUAUCCAUAUUGUUACGGUUAUUGGAGGAAAUAUGCAGAUUAUGAAAGAAAAAAUGGUACUAAAGAAAACUGUGAAAAAGUAUUUGAUCGUGGCUUAAAAGCAAUUCCAUUAAGUGUUGAUUUAUGGAUUCAUUAUAUGGGAUAUAUGAAAUCUGCUUAUCCAGAUGAUGAAGAAUUGAUAAGAGAACAAUUUGAAAGAGCAGUAGAUGCUUGUGGAAUUGAGUUUAGGUCGGAUCGUUUAUGGGAUCAUUACAUCAAGUUUGAAUUAGAAUGCAAACAAUAUUCAAGAGUUACAGAUAUUUAUGAACGUUUAAUUGCUACUCCAACUCAUGGAUAUUUAAAUAAUUUUGAAUGUUUUAAAGACUAUAUUAAAAAGUACCCUAAAAAUAAAAUUUUGGAGACUGUUAAAUUUUUGGAACUAAGAAAAGAAGUAUUAGCUGAAAUCAAGGAAACUGAAGCAAAAAAAAAUCAAGGUAGAAAAAUUGAUUCUGGUUCAGAUUCUGAUGAUAUGGCAGAUCCUAUGGAACAACGCACCAAAGAAGAAAACUUGAUGAAAGAAAAAAUGAUUGCUUCACGUUUGUUAAUACAUAAGACUACAGCAGAAAUGGUAGCAUUAAGAUUACCCUAUGAAGAAAUGAUUAAACGACCAUAUUUUCACGUAAAACCUUUAGAAAGAUCUCAGAUUAGAAAUUGGAAAGAAUAUUUGGAAUUUGAAAUUGGUCAAGGAGUUUAUAAGCGUAUUGUGGUGCUUUUUGAAAGAUGUUUAAUAGCUUGUGCUCUUUAUGAAGAAUUUUGGACUAAAUACAUAAGUUAUUUGGAAAGUCUUGAAUCUGAUGACCAGGAGAUUAAAGAUCGUAUAGAAGAUAUUUACAUUAGGGCAUGCACUGUGCAUCAUAAGAAUAAACCUGGUAUUAACUUAACAUGGGCUCUUCAUUUAGAAAAUAAUGGACAAUAUGACAAAGCCGCUCAAAUUCUGGAUAUGUUAGACAGUGUGGCACCACACAAAAAGUUAAUAAUCCAAAGAAGAAUAAAUUUAGAACGGAGAAGAAAUUGUUAUGACAGAGUAUGUGAAUUGUACGAACAUUACAUUAGUACUGCAAAUUCAUCAUUGACUUCUAUCCUCUUAACAGUCAAAUAUGCUCGGUUUGUUUGGAAAAUACUAAACAACUCCGAUAAAGCUUCUGAAAUUUUGUGGGUUGAAGUUGAAAAAAUUAAUAAUGUUCAAAAAAGCAGUCGCUUACUGUUACAAUUAAUGGAAAUCAAAAUGAGUGACAAUCCUAUGAAUAUUUUAGCUGUUGUCAAAUUGAUUGAUAAUAUUUUAAAUAUGAAAUCUAUUGAUAUUGAACAACAAGUUAUUUUUUCUCAACGUAAAGUUGAAUAUUUAGAAGAAUUUGGCAAGGAUAUUCGUAUGAUAAAUAAGGCUAUAGCUGAGUCAAAGAAGUAUAUGAAAAUGUACAAUGAUCGCGAAAAAAUACUUGAAGGUACAGAUACAACAUGCAGUGGAAAAACAUAAUUUGUGUGAUUUUAUCCUCCAUUACAUUUUGAUAACUGUUUCAAAUGAUUAAUAUUACAUUUUAAGAUCUUUGUAAAUAAUUUUUAAAUAAUACUUCAAUAAUUUUAUGAUGUU
Molecule: messenger RNA, 2794 nt
Organism: Sipha flava (yellow sugarcane aphid)
Lineage: Eukaryota; Metazoa; Arthropoda; Insecta; Hemiptera; Aphididae
Product: pre-mRNA-processing factor 39-like
Exons: 17
Coding region: 365-2680 (771 amino acids)
Biological process (GO): RNA processing; mRNA 5'-splice site recognition
Cellular component (GO): U1 snRNP; commitment complex; U2-type prespliceosome
Molecular function (GO): protein binding
Source: RefSeq, a predicted model, not a curated record